Messenger RNA from Porites lobata, 7750 nucleotides. Lineage: Eukaryota; Metazoa; Cnidaria; Anthozoa; Scleractinia; Poritidae. The record is from the annotation of a GenBank genome assembly.
UACGUCAUAUAUGGUAGACGAAAUGCUCUACAGCUGUCUAAUUAUUUUUCUGCCUUGAUCACUAAGGUUGAACGCGUUUGUGAUGAAAUCAACAUUUUGGAAAGCUCCGACGUCAUUCGAAAAAAAACAUGGAAUGUUCCGAUCGCAGAACUUUGAACAAGUCACACCAGAUAAGGUUGUUUAUACACAGGUUUACCUGCUCCUUCGGGUGACCGCUGGGUGAUGGUCAAUGUUUACUUUCUUAAAAGAAUGAACGUGAAACGGGAUUCAGCGUCUUUUUGCUCUUCGUUCGCAUUGGUUUUAGUUUCAUAUUUAUCAGUUUUAGUUACCAUUAGUGGAAAAGAAAAUCUCGAUGAGCAAAUAGCAUUUGAUGUUGCAGGAAGUCAACAACCAAUCUCGUUUUCUUCCAAUGAUCAGAGCACGGGGUACAUUGUUUACUGUCCCUGUAUGGGUAAGUUAUAAAUUAUUAUGAAAACAUUAUUCAUAGUACAUAAAAGAAACAGUACUUAACAGAAUGAGUUAGAUGUAUCUUGGUGCAGAGGCCUAUGCGGUUAAUUCGUUUUUUUUUGUAAAAUCAACAAAGAGUCGAGGGUAUUGUGGAAUUUAAUAUCACCCAAAAAAUAUUGAUGUUCUUCAUUGUGUAAAAUAAGCCCCUCCAUGUAUAGGCCCCUCCAAAUAUAAGCCCCCCAAAAUCGUAAUGCAAAACACCCUCUGUUAAAUCGCCCCUCCGAAUAUAAGCCCCCCGGGGGGCUUGUACUUGGAAUUUACCCUCGAAUACAAAAUAAAACAAAGCAAAAAUGGUAAAUUUCCUUUGCACUACGAGCUAGCCCAACCGAUUUUAUAACCCAAAUUUCCCUCCAUCCAUAAGCCCCUCCGAAUAUAGCCCCCUCCAAAAAUAAGCCCCUCCAAAAGGGCCUUUGAAAAAUAUAAGCCUCGGUGCUUAUUUUCAGAAUUUUACGGUAUGUUGUGGUCGUGCUUGUGGUCAUUUAUCCGGGGGAAUUUAUUCCUAGCCCUUGGCCCUGUCUAUGACAGCCCUGUCUAUUUUCCCAGCAGGUGUGUCUCUACUGUUCCUGGAAAAACUAAUUUUUUUUAUUUAUUUGGUAUUGUAUACAGGUCGAUUUGGAAACCAAGCUGAUCAGUUCUUGGGAUCACUUUCAUUUGCAAAGGGACUGAAUAGGACUCUUGUACUUCCUCCCUGGAUAGUAUACCCAAGCUACAAAAUUGGAGGCUCUGUAAGAAUUGUUGUUACUAUAUUUUCGAACAUAAAUGUAAAACUGUUUUCUCCAGACUUGCCAACUCUCACCCAAUCUCACGGUGUUUUGGGAAAUAUCAUUCUGAUAUCAGAUGUUACUUUUUUGAAUAAAAACGGAAAUUUCCUGUUGAUUGCUAGUGCUUGUUUAAGCCUUGAUGGCACUUUGUCCAACACUUUGGCCAUGAAGUUGGCUGAUAAUUCAGAGGAAUCCACCCUUUGCUGUAAGUUUCAUCCCAGUUAUGACCUCUUCCAUGGCCUCUAAGAGUCGUCAAAAAACUAAAAAAGCGGUAUCUUGUCACAAGUGGGACCACACUAAAACAAGGUACAAUUAAUUCCCCCAAUGGAAACAGGGUUGGUUUAAUCUUGGUUUGACAAAAAUGAGAAUCUCACCACUUUUUGUAGAAUCUCCAAUUUUUUUUACUAGUCACCAGAUUUUCCUUGAUCAGGGGUCAUCAGGUCUGAUUCUCAGAGAUGCCAACCUGUGGAGAUCUAAUAUCUGUGGAGGUCUAAUAAACAAUUUUAGGAUUUUGUCUGCCACCUCUCAAAUGAGACUUUUCAAUGGCAAAUAUGGGGAGGAAAUAAAGUUAGAUGUAAAGAAUCGACCAUAAGAGGACACAGAAAAAAAAAUCUGAGCCCCAGUUGGGAUUUGAACCCACAACCCUCCGUGUUCUAGAUGGAAUGCUGUAACCUCUAAGCUACUGAGGACUCGUUGGUGAGCAAGGGUCAUUUUUGUGGGUUGGACUUGCGUACCCCAUCUCGCAGUCACACAGUCCAUCACAAGCACCACAUUAAGGCUUAACUGCAUCACGCAGUCACAUUAAUUGCAAGAAAUGCCUCGCCUAUGAAGGAGCCUCCAACCAACCAACCUAUGCCACUGAUAAUAAUUAGUAUUAUGAAGGAAAUAAAGGAAGAUGUAAUUUUUCUUUAGGGUCGUGAGUUCAAAUCCCAUCUGGGGAUCAGAUUUUUUCUGUGUCCUCUUAUGGUUGAUUCUUUACAUCUCCCUUUAUUUCCUUUAUAAUACUAAUAUCAGUGGCAUAGGUUGGUUAAAUAUGGGGAGACUUGUUAUAAUCUAUGGUUUGAUUUAUUUUCCAGGAGAGGGUACCAUUUGAUGAAUGGUUUCUUGUAAAACCACUUGAAGCUUAUCACAAUGUUAUAACAAUGGAAAAAUUUAUGAAAGAUAUUGCACCAAGUGUUUGGCCUCCUGGUCAACGUAUAGGUUGGUAUUUUUUCUCAGUCUGUAAUGAUGCUUCUUUACUCCUGUUUCAGUUGGACUAAACUAUUUAAGACAUAAGGGUUCCACUGGUAUUACACAUUCAGACCUAGUUUUAAACAUCAAUAAGAAGUAGAUCAAGAUGGUGUGGUAAAGGGAUAUAAUAGAUGUGACUGACUGAGAUGCUGACGUUUUGCAUAAUUUGAGGUCAAGACUGUCUGAGGACACAGGAAUGACAACAUCGUCAGUUCUUGUAAAUAUUGCAUGUACAGCCUGGGGGAGUACUGACUUCCAUUUAUGUGCUAGAUUGGUAUGUGCCACCCUAUAGGGUAUGGUUUGUGAAGAUCUUGAUCCUUAAUUAGGGUAUCAUCGCAAUUCUUAUCCCCAUUUUCCAUGGUCUCACACACACAAACACACACACACAACAAAGAAACGCUUGCAUUUUUAGAGUCCUAGAAUUAGGAAAGCAAUCUAAUGUCAAGGUUAAUAUUUUUAACUUCUUAGUCCUUUUUCUGCUAAAAACAAAACAAAACCAAAUGAAAUAUCUGAACUAAUCCCUAUAAACCUUAAAAGAAAAAGAAUCAAAUUCAAAAAAGAAAAAAAAUCAAAACAAUUUGUUUAAUGAAGGUUUAAUAUGUUGCCAUUAACAUUGUCAAAAAAGGGUUUUUAGACCCUAGGCACUAUUCUUUUCCCCCCCCCUCUCUCUGAGUAUGUGUCACCAUUCAAAAUGUUUCUGUCUACUCAGUGCUUUUUCAUUUCAGGUUUCUGGGCAUAAAUGUAGAAUGAAGGAGGGGAAUCCAUUUGGUCCUUUCUGGGAUCAUUUUAACAUAAAUUUUGAUGACUAUCGGGAACAUACUGGCAUGUUGUGGGACAUGAAAAGUGAACACAGCAGACAAGCUUGGCUAGAAAGGUAAGAAGGAACAUAUUUUUGAAGGGCAGUGUAACAGUAUAAUUGCAGUGAGGAUGUGAUAUUGGACUUAGUUCUGAUCUUAAUUUAUGUUAGUUAGAGAUAUGUUAGUUAGGCUACAUGUAUUGGCCAUUUUGAAAUUACACAUGAGACUGGCCCAGUGUUGUGUCAAGUUGUACUAUAGCACUAUUUGGGGGUGCUGUCCAGGGGCGGAUCUAGGGGAGGGUGCCGUGAGAUGACCUUUUUCUAAUACAACUGGUAUUCUGCAAAAAAAAAAAAAAAAAUGUGUGACAUUGGGUUGAUGAGCAAGAGACGAGUGCACCCCUUCCUAAAAAAAAUCCUGGAUCCGCCCCUACUGCCUGUGAGGGACUUCCAUGUAACAGUGACAGGGAUGCUGUUCGGAAAAUUAGAAUUAAACUCCCUAAGGGAGAACCAAUGUGGGCGUGGCUCAAGGUUAAACUGACCCCUAAAUGAGACCAUACCAUUAAAAACAGAUAUCAUGGCAUUUUUUUGUAAAUUUCUUUAUGCACAGCCCUAAGCAAUAACCUGAAUGGGCAAAUAUAGUGACUGUCUAUCCCAAACACCCUUAGCGAGACCAGAAUAUGCAAUUUACACUCCUAAGAUAGACUGCAAAACAGUCUGUAUUUUUGGGUGCAAGAGCCAUAAUGGUCCCCCUCUGGCUCUUGGUAGGCACCAAAAGUCAGACAAAAGGUUUGGAGUGAAGCUGAAAAUGAAGAGCUUGACUGGGGAGAGACGCUAAAAAUACGGACUUUUUUCUCUCGCCUCACACGCCCUUCGCUUCGCUUUGUGCCUGUGAGACUCUUACUUUACUUCUACGCAACCCUAAACCUAUUUUCUUACAGUCUACUCCUAAGCGAGAUGAUGAGCAUUCUUGGCACUUUUAUAUGUUAGUCUCCCCCAGGGGGUGCUGCUGCUUCUUUCAUUGGCUAUUACUAGGUUAUGCAGGGAACUGGGAGGAGGAGUAAAAGGAGACUAAAUAAUCGGUUCUUUGCCCAAUGCACUUUACAUGAAAAACUGGUUAUAUCUUUCUCACUUUACUACAACUGAGCUUAAAAUUUAUCAUUUCUCUUUAAUUAUGACCAUAUGGUACUUUAUUGACAGUGCACAGUUCUUAACAGUAUGCAAGACAAAUGUCACAUGAAAUUAGUGAAGUGCCUUGAUGAGUCUCUCCACAGCUCAUUGAAUAGGGUUUAAAAUAAAUACUCGACAUUUUUUACCGUUAAUUUUUUCCACGUUCGUGACUUAAAAAACAUGUUAUCUUUCUUACAAGAAGCAAAACAGUCUGAAAUUUUCAGCUUACAUCACAAGACCCUUAUACAAUUCUUGUAUUUGUCUUCGCUGUACUUUAGAUUUCCAGCUUCGGAGUAUCCCGUAAUAGCUCUGAUGGGAGCUCCUGGGGAGUUUCCCGUCCGGGAGCACAACUGGUGGCUUCAAAAGUUUGUCCAUUGGUCAAAGAAGAUUAAAAAGAAAGCCAAGGAAUUUAUUAAAAGUGUUCUGAAUAAUGAGCCAUUUGUUGGUAUUCAUCUACGCAAUGGUAUUGAUUUUGUAAGUUCUAUCGUUCGUAACUGUAUGAUAGUGUUUUAGUGUAGUUAGGAGGAGAAUGUUGACAGGCGAUUUUGCCCAGAAAAUAGUGUUUUUCCUUCGAUUUCUAAGAAUGACAUGAAGUCUCGAACAAGAAACUGACACAAGGGACUCCCCCCUCCCCCUUUCACGAAGGCUAACACAAAGGAUUGUGAGGUAAUCCCCUCCCGGGUGAGCGUUAGUUGGGAGGUACUUUCCCCCUCCCCCCUCCCCUCCCCCUUCAUCCCUUUUUUUCGCUCUGGUCCAACUGUUCUCGACGAACUCGCGCGGAAACGCUUGCUACGCAGUGAGACUGUGUUUUUUUAUAUUUGGUUUUCGUUAAGAUCCCGGCCAGGGAGCGAGGGUAUUUCGCUUUAUAAACAAAUCUUUUCUACAUUCAGCAUUUACGGCUUUUUAACGGAUCAAGUCAGAAACAAUGGAAACAUGACAGUCACACGAUACCAAAAUUGAAGUUGUCGUCAUCUUUUUCAUUUUGUCGAUUUUAGCUUUCGAGUGCGGUCUUAGAAUCUUCAAUUUUGACCCACUUAGAAAUUAGAACUUUAGGAAGGGGAAAGUACCGUAUCUUCUGAGGCUUCGUUUAUAACUGAAGCCGCCAUAUGCAUGCAUAGCACAGUCCGCAACAAAGAAGGACGAUGGUAACCCUGUGAGGAUGCUGCCACAUUCUCCUACAUAACGACGUACCAGUAGUGACCGGCGGUCAUUUCGCUUACGCAUCGUUUCGCUAACGUCCUGCUCACUAACGUCUUAACGAGCACUACACCUGUAUAUACCUCGUUCUUUCAGCCACGACACGAAAAGACUCCUAUAAACAGGUCUAUAUAUAGCUCACUGAUCAAGCUUAGGACGUUGGCGACUGAAACAAACACGUAGACGCGACUCGUAGUCGAAACGACCGCAAAUCGACGUACUGACUAAUCUUCAGUGCUACUGACCCCUAACAACCUAGUUCUUUGACAUUCAUGUGUAUUGACCAUGACUACAAACAAAUAUGUUUUACCCGUCUUUCAUCGAGCAGUUUUCGCCAAAAAAAUUGUUUCUUUCACAGGAAAGGGCAUGCGAACACGUCAAAGAUCCAAGGCAGACCUCAUUUUUCGCUUCACCACAAUGCAUUCGGGAAGGUUCCAAGAAGCUAACGCACGAAAUGUGCUUUCCCCCAAAGAAGGAAAUCCUCAAGAAGGUUAAAAAGGUUGUAAAGAAAAUCAAAGCUAAAAGAGUAUUUGUGGCAACAGACCACGAUCCAAUGCUGAAAGAUUUGAGUCAGGCGCUGAAAUCACUCAAGGUAUGGAUAUUGUUUUGAAAAGCUAAGCCACUGCCGAAGCAAACGUUGAAUAGACCAUUUCCGAGUUCCCCCGGGCCUCUGUUUCAGAACGAGGGUAGGUGCUCAGCCUUUUAUAUGGAAAUCAUUUUUCAUUCUCAUGCAAAUGAAACUCAGUUUCACAACAUGCCUCAUUUUGAAAGUGAGGGUUUUUGGAACUCGGAAGUGGCCUAAUAUUUGGGGUGGCCUUGUAGUGAAGUAGCCCCCAAGGAGUUCGCCCUCCAAGUUCUAUAUAAGCUGUAAGUUCAAUUAUAUGCAGCUUUUGCGAGCGGCCAAAACUUAGCUAGUCCUCUGUUCUUUUUGGCUGCCUGAGAUGGCAAGAUCAGGCGGCUAUCUUGCCAAAUUGGGAUUUCCCUCGUUAGUACCGCCAGGAAAAAGGUAUAGUGGCCUUAUGGUAAAUCCUUUAUUGACCAAGCAUAUUCGGUCAAGAAGGCUGGAUAUUGGCCGCGUCCUUUUUUGCGUUUUUACUGACUUUGACCUCGUCUCGGGCCUUAAAAAGAACUUCGGUUUGGCCAGUAUCCUGCGCUAUCAUAUGACCGAUUCAGCGAGCGGGUAUCAUGAAACGAAUACUGUGUUCUGAUCGGCUACCUGCCGAGCGAGUGAAAUGAGCCUGUCUUGCCCGCUUGGGGUUUUCCGCGUUGGUCCCCCAAGAAAGAUAAAGAGAACUUGACCAAUAUCCUCCCUGAGUCGAUCUUGUCCUCACUCAUGGUUAAUAACACAUACUUGGUGGUAGAUGUAACGUACUAGAAAGAAGUAUUUCUGGGUAUGUAAGGUUAGUUAAGUUGCCACAUGAACUUUGACGAGGCGAACUAGAACGGGGGGCGAAACCUCUCGUUACCAAUGUGGAGGCUAUGGUGCCUAUACAAAUCGGGAAAAUCCGCGGUUGAAGAGCAGGUUGUCGAAACGUCAGUCACUGCCAACAACAGUCCUCUCACCUGGCUGAUCAGAUUCUACCUACUUGUUGCAGGUUUCCGUGCAUAAGAGAAACCCCUCAGAUGAAAUCAGUGAUCCAAUAGUAGACCUGGCCAUUCUGACGAUGUCUGAUCACUUCAUAGGAAACUGUGUAUCAAGCUUCACUGCAUUUGUCACUCGUUAUCGGGCAGUAGAAAAUAAACCAACAUCAUUUUGGGCUUUUGAUGAAUAGCGAGACGUCCAACGCAAUCUUGUUUUUUCUUUAGCGCUGACUGGUGAUGUACUAUCAUCCUCCGAUAUUGAAAUUUAGGUAUAAACAUGCACGAAACCUAUUAAUGUGGCCACCUUUCAGUAUACGGGUUCGACUUUAUUUAUUCUUGAAAUAAAAUUUGGUUCUUAAUAAAUCUUCUUUUAACUAAAACUCCGUCCUUACACAAAGUACUUCUUUACCCUAAAUAAAUUUUGUUCAGUCGUAAUUAUAAUUUAAAAAUGUAUUGAAGAGACAGUUACAUGCAAAUUGAGGCCAUAACACUUUUGCUUACAACAACUAAA